AUAAAGUUUAUGCCCUGUGUGACAAAGGUUUUCUUUUUGUUUGUCCUGAACCUUCCAUGCUUCAGCUUCAUUGCAUGUCCCCAAGUUAUCGUAUUCAGAAUCUACUUCCUCUAUUCAAUCCAUAAUCUCUUAUGUUCUCCACCCAUUUACCUGCCUUUUUUCUAAGCUAAUGAGUCCCAGAUGUUCUACCCUUUCCUCAUGGCAGAGUUGCUCCAGUACCUUGAUCAUUUUGGUUCCCCUUUUCUGGAUCUCUUCCAGCUCUGUAGUAACCUUUCCAAGGUUAGGCAACCAGAACUGUACAGCAGUAUUGCAAGUGUGGUCUCAGUGUAGAUUUGUAUAAUGGCAUUAUCAUAGUAGUCGUUUUAUUUCCAGUCCCUUUCCUAAUGAUCCCUAACAUGGAAUUCACCUUUUUCACAGCUGCCGCACACUGGGUCGACAUUUUCAUCGAGCUAUCCACCAUGGCCCCAAGAUGUCUUUCCUGGUCAGUCACUACCAGGCACUCGGAAUGCCGUGCUAAAUACAGAGGCUCGCACAGUGGAGGCGGAUGUUUUGAGCCGCCGCUGCGUGAUGAUGCGGCUGAUGGACUUCUCCUACGAACAGUAUCAGAAGGCGCUUCGCCAGUCGGCCGGUGCCGUGGUGAUCAUCCUGCCACAGAACAUGUAUUCCGUGCCUCAGGAUGUCAUCCGGCAAUUCAUGGAGAUUGAGCCAGAAAUGCUGGCAAUGGAAACCAUUGUGCCGGUCUACUUUGCUGAGGAAGAUGACGAUCUCCUCUCAAUCUACGAGCAAACGCAGGCGGCUUCUGCGUCGCAAGGCUCAGCUUCAGCUGCUGAAGUACUUUUACAUACAGCAACUGCCAACGGCUUCCAGAUGGUGACCAGUGGGGCUCAGAGCAAAGCAGUCAGUGACUGGCUCAUCACCAGUGUGGAGGGUCGGCUGACUGGUCUGGGAGGAGAGGACUUGCCUACUAUUGUAGUAGUCGCUCACUACGACUCUUUUGGAGUGGCACCGUGGCUCUCCCAUGGCGCAGACUCCAAUGGCAGUGGGGUUGCCAUGCUCCUGGAACUGGCCAGGCUGUUCUCUCGCCUCUACACGUACAAACGGACACACGCCGGGUAUAAUCUACUGUUCUUUGCAUCCGGAGGUGGCAAGUUUAACUAUCAAGGGACCAAGCGGUGGCUGGAAGACAACCUGGAUCACACAGAUUCCAGUUUGCUGCAGGACAACGUGGCCUUCGUACUCUGUCUGGACACUCUGGGGAGAGGGAACAGUCUCCACCUACACGUCUCGAAGCCUCCAAAAGAGGGGACCCUUCAGCAUGCUUUUUUGAAGGAGCUGGAGCUGGUGGUUGCCAGCCAGUUCCCAGAGGUGAGGUUCUCCAUGGUGCACAAGAAAAUCAACCUCGCAGAAGACAUGCUGGCCUGGGAGCAUGAGCGCUUUGCCAUCCGACGCCUCCCAGCCUUCACCGUCUCCCACCUCGAGAGCCACCGAGACGGCCUGCGCAAGAGCAUCAUGGACGUGAGGUCAGCCGCUGGGGCACGGGUCGACCCCAAAAUUCUAACCCGCAACACCCGCAUUGUUGUGGAGGCUUUGACGCGGGUUAUCUACAACCUAACAGAAAAGGGAGUACCUGUUGACCUCCAGAUCUUCACAGAACAGAUGCAGAUCCAGCAGGAACAGAUGGAGUCCGUGAUGGACUGGCUCACCAGCCAGCCAAGGGCCGCUCAGCUGGUCGACAAAGACAGCACUUUCAUCAACACUCUGGAGUAUUACAUGAGCCGCUACCUGAAAGAUGUCAAGCAGCAUCACGUGAAGGCAGACAAGCGGGACCCCGAGUUUGUUUUCUACGACCAGUUGAAGCAAGUAAUGAAUGCAUAUAGGGUCAAACCUGCCAUCUUUGAUCUCCUCCUGGCUCUCUGCAUUGCUGCCUAUCUCGGGGUAGCCUAUGUUGCUGUCCAGCACUUCAGUCUGCUUUACAGGUUGGUGCAGAGACUGUCCCUGAAAUCCAAGCAACAAUGAAAGGGGGCCAGAGGCACCACCAUUGGAAAGGAGCCCGUCAGGACCAGCGCUGCGUUGGAUGCUACUGCUGCUCGUUUCCUCGUUCCAUUGCACGACACUGGAGCAGGAGGCAGAAGCCGAGACGGAAAACGCCCUUCAACUCCCUUGCGUUUUGCGGGCCUGCGUUGCUCUCCCCUCCCGCUCCCCCACCCCCUUCCUCAGGACAGAGCCCCAGGCGUUCACACACACCACUGCUUCCAGACUGAACCUUGGGUGUCUUUUUUUUUGUCUUCUCUUUCCUUCCUCCCACCUCCCCUUGGAAAUCUUCCUCUGAGCAAAAAGACAUUUCCAUAAGUGCAGAGCUGCUGUACGAGAAGCAGGCAACACACGUGCCAUAGGUUAUAAGCUUUGGGGGUGGAAGCCUUGGGCUGGUCGGUUGGGCGGGGGCCUGCCUGUCAAAUGGAGAACUUGAAGGGGGUGCUUUGGGGGUCAGUUUGUGUUUUGUUUCGUUUUUUUAAAAAAGAUGUGCACAUGUAAAUUAAAAGAGAACUACUGCGAA
Zootoca vivipara (common lizard) is the source of this 2554-nucleotide messenger RNA. The record is from RefSeq and is a predicted model, not a curated record. NCBI's taxonomy places the organism in Eukaryota, Metazoa, Chordata, Lepidosauria, Squamata, Lacertidae.